Coccinella septempunctata (seven-spotted ladybird) is the source of this 5985-nucleotide messenger RNA. It is a transcript of the gene RhoGAP100F, whose product is annotated as rho GTPase-activating protein 100F. The transcript is spliced from 23 exons. Bases 778 to 5655 code for a protein of 1625 amino acids. Gene Ontology annotation, molecular function: protein binding. Gene Ontology annotation, biological process: signal transduction. Lineage: Eukaryota; Metazoa; Arthropoda; Insecta; Coleoptera; Coccinellidae. The record is from RefSeq and is a predicted model, not a curated record.
CCUUAAAGAACUGAAUAAUGUUAGUUGGGUUAGUUCAUGGGGUUGUAAAAAAUUUAGGUAUAUUCAACUUUUAUCAUCGAAGGAAAAUAUAUCCCCAAAUGAGAUUCUUAGUUACAAGCUCCACGAAUCUCUCGAUCAACUACGUUAGUUUUCUCGGCCAUUUCCGUCAUUUUCCGGCGAAAGAGGGAGCUUCGCUUUGCCAGUUUCCUAGCAGUAUUAAAUUUAUGUAGGGCUUCAAAAAUCGGGGUAUAUCGUUUCAUAAUAUUCUUAGCCCAAUUCAUUCCAAAGGAGAAAUCCUUCCUUUCUUGAAACGUGAUUCAAAUUCGGUGAGAGUAAGCAGUUGACCUAUUUUCAUUAAAAAAUCUCCAAGUUGUGAAAAAAUUGUUAACUAGUGAUUUGAGAUUGUUGAAAGAAGUCGGUUUGAAAAAAUGUUCAAAAGAAUGUGUAAAUUAUAGUUCGUGAAAUGUUCAUUUAUCUGCAUAUUCUCAAAUUCAGAAGGCGACCCAAAGCAGUGUUCGGUUCGUGAUACCCUCAGAUAUUGAUUAAAUUUCUGGUAGCUUGACAUUCGUCGGGAGGUUUUCGGGGAUAUAUUUUCCGAUAUUUCCUGCUUGUAGUUGAUACAGCCGUAGUAUCACGGUUUUUCUAAAUUAUAUAAAUGGAAAGCAUGUCGUUCUCUUCUGGCGUGGAACACAGGGAGUUGUGGAAAAAAUUGUACGAGAAUAGGUGAUCAUGAUACCGAGGAAGAAUAAUUGGUCUUUUCAUCAGUGCUGAUUUGGUAUGCAGUGGCGAAAACUUGCACGUUCCAAGAUCAUAUCCGGUCGUUCGCGUGCAUGCAACAUGCUGUGCUGUGGUCGACGAAAGGAUAAUGGACGAGAGACAUUGGACUUCACAGCCUCUCCGCUUCGAGCACCACCAACUAGCUCGGUGGUCGCCCCUAACAAUCGUUCCAAUCAUCCGCCCCCAAUGGUUAUACAGGGAGACUUUAGGAAGGUGUCUGGAAUUAGCAGUGAGAUUUUCAAACAGAUAGAAACGAUAGAGAAUGAUCACGAUCCAUCGACCGCAGCGGCACUGGAGCACGUGGAACGUCGGGGUGAGAUGAUCGUUCGUAUUUUGGAUCCGAGAGUGCUGGGAAGGACUGCAGCAGAUGCAACAAAACGCUUUAUGACCAUGCAGGAUGCCAAACAUACUGUACAGUUCGUAGAAAUAGUUAAGCGACCAGGACAAACCCUCGGUUUAUAUAUAAGGGAAGGAAAUGGAAUCGAUAGAAAUGAUGGUGUUUUCAUAUCUAGAAUAGCGUUGGAGUCAGCUGUAUACAAUAGUGGUUGCCUUAAGGUUGGGGAUGAAAUUUUGGCUGUGAAUCUAGUGGAUGUCACACGAAUGAGUUUGGAUGAUGUGGUAAUUAUUAUGUCAAUUCCAAGAAGACUGGUUCUUGCAACGAGACAGAGAAAAGGCACGAAGGGUCAAGGCUCCCCUUCCGUUCAGCCCCGGUCUGAACAUAAGCCUCCACCAGUAGUGGUUAUCAAAAGAGAUUUAAGGGAAGACGAAGGUGAUGAUACUGAUCUUAGUCACAGAGAAUCAAUGCACCAACGCCAUACAGGUGACGGCAGAGAGAUGAGCGAAUCCCGUUCUAGACUUGGGUUGGGUCUACAAUCCAUGGAUCCAUCUAGGCAUGGAACAGGGGGCGCACAAGAUACCAACGGCCUUGACCUCUAUUAUAACUCACGGCCUCCUGAUACCGGUGGAUCCAGUUGGGGAUAUCAGCCUCCUCCUCCUGUCAUAACUGAACAACCAAAGAGUAACGUACAGCAUUUCCAGCCGUAUGAAAGGAAUUAUCCUAAUACUUUGGAAAGCUUAGCCGAGAAAGUUCAUUCAUUUGGAAUGCCUCCAAGAAGAAUGAGUGCUGGAGGACAGCCUUUACCACCACGCCUUUCAUCACAACAGAAUACAUCUUCAUCGCACUAUUACGUUCAACAGAGUGGUACUGGUACCAGGAGAAUAAUGCCAAGAUCCGGAUCAGAUCAGCAUCUACCGCAAACUGAGUACUCAGAUUAUUCGAGUAUAUCGCAAGCAGGACGUCAUACAUUCCUCAGAUCCAGUUUGAAAUCAGGUUCAACCUUGAGCAGGUACAACCAGAGAUAUGUUGAUCAGGCAGCUGUAGCUGCACAAAUAGGCCAGUCUAAGUAUACUUCUUCCUCGCAAUACGCUGGUGCUGGAACUCUGAGCAGAAGGAAUAGGGGCAGUCUUGAUUACUCCAGUGACACGGAAGCAACGACAGGGGGUAGAAGCAGUUAUUAUUAUUACAAUAGGAAUCAAUCUUCGAAUGUUCCCCACAGUACUAUACCUACCUUAGGCCGUCAAAAUACUAUGCCACCAGUUGACAUGACAACCAAAUUCAAUUCUCUUCCAAGAGAUUCAAGAGGAUCUUCAAGGUUGGCCAUGAACAAAAGAUUUGGUGACAGGACAGCAUCUACUGUCUUACAAGAUGAUGCUGAUGGUACCCUCUCCGCUCCAGAAAUGCCCUCAAUUCGAAGAGACAGGGGACGAAAGCACUCCCAAAGGUCAAAGGGUAUUUUCACUUCAGAUGAAUAUCGCCAAUGGUUGAGCAGAACACCGUCCACCAGUGCCAUAUACGAACAGAUCCGUGCAUCUAGGGAUGUCCUGAACCAACAAAGAGCCGCAAGAUUUACAUACAGUGCUGAAAAUAUACACGAUGCUCUUAAGAAUAUUGAGAGUGGAUAUUAUGGUUCCUAUAAUAGACCUGGUGCUACCUCCACAUUAGAUAGGAAUUUUUCUAGGAGUCAACAACCUUCAAUGCCAGCUAGAUCUUUAUCAACACAACAUAUCACGUCAGCCUUAGGUUCGACGAGAUCUCCUUCAAUGCGUAGAAUGAGACAACUCUUAGAUUUCGAUUCUGGAAGGUCAGCAGCAGCGCCUAGUCCAGUACCUACACCAAGUGGAACUUUACCAAGGGGCCAACGUCAACUAGAUAUAAAUCCUGCAGAGUUCUUGAAAUACAAGAUGGAGAAGCCGGGCCUUCCUGGAGGUGGGUCAAUUCCAGGAAUUUCAGGCUUAACAGGAUCUCAUGGUCCUUCUAGUCUCAUGAGCGUACCAUCAGCAAUGGACGAACCAGUAAGUGGAAUGUUGUGGAUUCAUCUUCUUGCUGGAAGAGGCCUCAGACCAUCUUCCGGUAAUUCGGCGGCUACUACACCAGUGACACCCAGUGGAUCUUCACCUAGUAUAACAGGUACCAAUGUCAUGCGAGACCUUUACUGCGUUCUCGAAUGUGAUAGGGUUCAUAAAGCUCGGACUGUGGUUAGAACUGGGGACUUAGUUUUCGAUUGGGAUGAGAGUUUUGAAUUGGAUUUGGUCAACAAUAGGGAGCUGGAUCUCCUGAUAUACUCCUGGGAUCCACAAUAUAGACACAAGUUAUGUUACAAGGGCUCGAUUUACCUCCCAACCCUUUUGAGGAGUGGGCCUAUUCAUCAGCUGGCUCUAAAAAUUGAACCCCGAGGUACAUUAUAUUUGAGAUUGAGGCACACUGAUUCAUCGGCAUUAUAUCGAAGGAGAAUUCAUUCCACUUCGACAUUAUCUCGUUCAACACCUUUGUUUGGUGUAGAUUUGGAAACAGUGGUAAACAGAGAAAAUAAAACUGGCGUACCAGGUGGAGUAGCAACUGGUCUUGUUGCAGUUAGUCAUCAAAUUCCUGUCAUUGUGAAACGAUGUGUAGAGGAAGUUGAACGAAGAGGAUUAGAUAUUAUAGGUAAAAAGUCUAAAAGGAAUCUGAUUAACAGUGGUUUAUUGAACGAACAUUUUGUUUUAGGUCUUUACAGACUUUGUGGAUCCGCCACUAAGAAACGAAUACUCAGGGAGGCUUUCGAGAAGAACAGCCGAUCUGUGGAUCUCUCACCAGAUAAUGUUCCUGAUAUUAAUGUUAUCACUGGAGUACUGAAAGAUUAUCUCAGAGAAUUACCGGAACCUUUAUUCACAAAAUGUUUGUAUCAAAUGUUAGUGGAUGCACUAGGUGUAUGCCUGCCUGAUGAUCCGGAAGGUAAUGCGAAACUGAUGUUUUCAAUAUUGGAUUGUUUACCAAGAGUGAAUAGGGCCACUCUUAUUUUCCUGAUGGAUCACUUAGCACUUGUAGUAUCAGCAUCGGAUAGGAAUAAGAUGUCAGCUCAAAAUUUAGCAACAGCUUUGGCUCCGCCGCUAAUGCUCCAAUCAGCUGAAUCGAUGACACCCACAGCACCACAAAAGGUGACCCGUCCUGGUGAACUGGAUUACCAGCAGCCGAUUUCGCUACUCAAGUAUUUACUACAAAUUUGGCCUACUCCCAAACAUCUCUCAGGUCGUCGCGGCAGGCUAGUCGGGCAGCAUGGAGACACUCGCGGUGCGUAUCCAGCGACUCAGCAGCACCCCCAGGCCCAUCAUCAAUCGUCCCAACAGGCAUCAGGACAGUCUCGGCCCUCAGCGGCUCCGUCUCUUCCUCCUCCUCGCUCAGCAGCCUCGGUCCAGCUGCGAGGCCAGCAGCUACCGGUCCAAUCACUCCAGACACCCGGCCAAUCAUCAGCAAACAAAGGUCUUUACCGUCCGGUGUCACCUCGAGUAGGCCCACCAACAUUAGUGCAAUGUACGGUUGCCCAACCAGCGGGUCAACAAGCCACUCUGAGACCACGACAGGUGAUAGUCUCUUCCCCUGGCUCUCCAAGUAGCAGUAGCGAUUCCCAAUCAGGAUCAGAUACUGUCAAACACUUCUUGCCUAGCCGAGUCUCCUCUCCAGCUAUACGGGUAACUACAGCGUCCGCCCAGAGUUCGAUGAGGAACUCUCCAUCAGUUACUCUGAGCUCUCCAUCAGUUAGAAUAUCACCCUCAACAACCGUAAGUUUUUAUUCGGCAACACUGGGGGGUGGUAGCCAUUCUCCAGCAGGACCCCGAACUUCCCCUUCCGUUACUAGCCUGAGUAGAGCAACCGGUGAUACAAUUUCAAGAUCAAGCUCACCCGCCAUGCAGGCAAGCUCAGCAGGGUUGAACGUCACGCUUGGUCCUUCAAUCAGCUUCAGUUCCACUACCACUAGUUAUAGCGCGAUGGGGGGAUAUCAACCAAGCAGUUCCUCAAUACCAACAAGUAGUAUGUUCGGAAAUACAUAUACACAGCCACCUAUUUAUGCUAGUACGAAUCCAUUCCUAUCAGGCGCUUACUUGAAUUACCAACCAGGGGACUCUGGAUCCUCGUAUCCCGAUAAAUAUAACACGAUCGGUUCCGUUAAAGACUCAAAAUCAUUUUUCGAAAGCUACUCAGAUUCUGCCAGACAUACGGGUUCUUCCACAAAACCUACAUACGAGUCUCCUGACAUCACAAAUUACACUCAUGACUCUAAAUACAAUACAAUUGGAAGUAAAUAUAAUAAAGAUCGAACAUCCAACCAUUCUUCGGUACACACAACUAUGGCAGAUCUUAAAUUCAGCCCAUCCACACCGAGACGUUAUUCUAAUAAAUCUGGGAAUAUUGAUGUGAGCCCAAGUGUUACACAAGAAACUACCCCUGGUCUACUGGAAGUAGAGGAAACACCUACACCUACCAGCAGUAUCGAAACAGAGGACAGUGCCACUAGAGAAGUUGGUGAGAAGGAUGUAGAGGGAGAUGGAGAGCAGAGUGAUUAAAACUUCAGGAUCACAAAAUUUGGCAAAAGUUUCAAAUACGUGGCAGCAUUUGUUCAAUAAAGCCAGACUUUUAGGUAGUGAAUGCAUCGUGUACCAUAAUAUUAACGCGAAUGUGUUAUUUGUAUCAUUUGUAUCGUUACGUUGAAUUGAAUUGAAACGAAAAUUAGCCUCAUGCAUCAUUUUCUCCCGGAAUAAAUGUUUUCGCUUUCUAGUAUACAUAAAUCAAAUUGUAUCUUAGGAACAUUGUUAUCUAAUUCAUUAAGAAUCUAGUAUAAACUUCUUGUAUCAAAUAUGGGACAUUAUUAAUUUUUCGAAUAGAAUAUAUCAAAC